Messenger RNA from Salvia miltiorrhiza (redroot sage), 810 nucleotides. RefSeq names its product major allergen Pru ar 1-like. The transcript is spliced from 2 exons. The coding region runs from base 92 to 580 and encodes 162 amino acids. Gene Ontology annotation, biological process: defense response; abscisic acid-activated signaling pathway. Gene Ontology annotation, cellular component: cytoplasm; nucleus. The record is from RefSeq and is a predicted model, not a curated record. NCBI's taxonomy places the organism in Eukaryota, Viridiplantae, Streptophyta, Magnoliopsida, Lamiales, Lamiaceae. Gene Ontology annotation, molecular function: signaling receptor activity; abscisic acid binding; protein phosphatase inhibitor activity.
GUUCUCAUAUUGAACACUCAACUCAAUUAGCUCUUAGUACUCUUCAAUAAUUUAAUUAUUUUCAUCGAAAGAGAAAAAAGAAAUAAAAAUCAUGGGUGUGAUAGUUGAUGAGCAAGUACUCACAUGCUCAAUUCCACCUGCUAGGUUUUUCAAAGCAUUCUUUGUUGAUUCCAACAACCUAUUCCCCAAGAUUUUGCCUACGGUGUUCAAGAGCAUCGAAUACACAGAGGGCAAUGGUGGACCUGGAUCUAUCAAGCUGCUUUCUUUCCAAGAAGGGAGUGGAGCAGAUGUGAUGAAGCAUAGGAUUGAGGAAAUGGACGAGGCAAAUCUUGUGUACAAAUUCAAGAUAAUCGAGGGUCCUAAGAUGGGAGUACUGGAUUUUGAAUCUGUGUCAAGUGUGAACAAAGUUGAAGGUGCGGCAGAUGGAGGUUGCAUCCUUAAAUCAGUCGUCACAUACAACACAAAAGGAGAUAACCAAAAUGCCAUACAAGAGACUAUCAAGAAAGCUAAGGAAGGUUUUGUUGGAUUCUUCCAAGCUACCGUCGGACAUCUACAGUCUAACCCCGAUGCAUACAACUGAAAAUUAAAUUUUUAUAAAUUAUGAUGCCUUUUUUAUAUAUUCAAAAUAUUAUGGCAAGUGUGAGCAAUUGGUUGUGUGUGUUUCUAAAUUGAUUAUGUGAGUCCGAAUAAAUUUUAUUGGCCAUCUUAUGUCCUUUCCACGUGUGUGUGAGCGAUUAAUGUCGAAGAUUUGCUAUGUUGUACUUCUACUAUACAUUUGAAAAGUUAUCAAUAAAUCAUUUUGUUUGAGCC